Messenger RNA from Oncorhynchus keta (chum salmon), 2402 nucleotides. It is a transcript of the gene fam167ab, whose product is annotated as family with sequence similarity 167 member Ab. Bases 794 to 1573 code for a protein of 259 amino acids. The transcript has 5 exons. The record is from RefSeq and is a predicted model, not a curated record. NCBI's taxonomy places the organism in Eukaryota, Metazoa, Chordata, Actinopteri, Salmoniformes, Salmonidae.
UUUGUAAUUUAUCUGCAGAAAAACGUUGUUUUGAGCUUAAAAAGCAGUAGCAGUAUGCAAAUAAGCGAGACAAAUGAACGGCUCUUUCACCGAUGAGAUUCGGUUCCCGACGUUGAACAAAAAUAUUCAUUCAAAAAGAGCCGUUCGCUCGUGAACGAGCCAUCACUAUCCCCUACAUUUAAACAAGUGGACUGAAUUUGGACUGAAAUAACUGUUACUUAUAUCACUGAUAGCGGGUGUACGCAAGCCGCUCUUCAAUGAAUUGCCUUUAAUCAGCGAUGGACUGGAUUUAAUCCGAUCGCGCAAUAGGUUACGAGAACGAUCCAGACACAAGAGGACGUCUCAUCCUCAUCCCAGACUGGAAACACCAAGGAUACACAGAGGAAGCUUUGAAGCGGGAGCUCUAAAUGAAGGAGGCUUUUUUCAAAAUGACUUAAAUCCUAAUCUGGAUUACCUCUGUCUUUGUGCUGUCCUCAUAGAGAAACCAUCAGAGCCAGUCAGAAUGGUGACGCAUCACACCCACAGAGAAUGGUCUAUUACAUUGAAUUAAACCACCACACAAAGGGCCACAACCACCAUUUCACAGUGUAGAGCUACAACAAUCUAGAACACAGGUAGAACAAAGAAUUGUUCUAAUCUAUUCUCACAAGAUCUACAACCACCCACUCACAAACACAAGUCAGAGCGACGGAGGCCCCGGUGAAGAGUACAUCAUACUGCGACCAACUUCUCUUGACUACGACCACUAGUUUGAUUCUGGUAGCCAGGUGUGGUUCUUAUUCCCGGGGUUGUCAUGGAAGCAGGCUCCACCCCUAGGAUCAAGGUGUAUAGUGCCUGGGAUCAGGUGGAGGAGACAGACCAGGUGGAGGAGGAGGAUGAGGAGAAGGUGGGUUCGGCUUCAGAAGACCAUAUGAUGAACCUCAAGGCCCUGGCGCAGAAGCUGAGGCUGGAAACACGGAGGCUGUCCUACCUCGAGUGGAAGGCCUGUUUAGAGGCCCAUAGCACCAAAACCCUGAUUGUACCACAGCAGAGCACCAGGGACUUAGUGGAGCCAGAAGAGCAACGGGUAGUGCCCCAGAGUGAGGGCAGGUCAGACAGUGAGAGCACCAAAUGUCUGGCUGAACCACAGCUACAGCAGGAGCUCCACGCAGAGCAACAAGAGGAGCAGGAGAAGGCCAAACGAGAACCGGGGGAGCCCAGAGAGAGCCUCCUGACCUCAGGUUUGACCUGGCAGCACAGCCUGCCCUCUGGAGUGCCGAGGAGACUUAAGAACAUCGAUGAGGCUGUGGGGUGGCUCAGGAAAGAACUGAAUGAAAUGCCUCUCCAGGACCAGCAGUUGGCCCAUCAGCUGAUGCGUCUCCAUAGCGACAUCAACAAAGUGAAGAUCGAGCAGACGUGUCACCAGCACCGCCGCAUGCUCAACGAUGCCACCUACGGGCUGGAGGAGAGAGAUGAGUUGAGUGACCUGCUCUUUGACUCCCCCGUCACACCCGGGUUCGGACUCUCCACCCCGCUGAGACUCAUAGGGGUCACCAAGAUGAACAUAAACUCUCGACGCUUUUCCCUCUGCUAGCUAGCGAGAGAGAGAGAGAGAGAGAGAGAGAGAGAGAGAGAGAGAGAGAGAGAGAGAGAGAGAGAGAGAGAGAGAGAGAGAGGAGCAUGUAGUUUGUUUUCUAUGUCAGUGGGAGGAGCAUAUAGUUUGUUUUCUAUGUCAGUGGGAGGAGCAUAUAGUUUGUUUUCUAUGUCAGUGGGAGGAGCAUAUAGUUUGUUUUCUAUGUCAGUGGGAGGAGCAUAUAGUUUGUUUUCUAUGUCAGUGGGAGGAGCAUAUAGUUUGUUUUCUAUGUCAGUGGGAGGAGCAUAUAGUUUGUUUUCUAUGUCAGUGGGAGGAGUAUAUAGUUUGUUUACUAUGUCAGUGGGAGGAGCAUACAGUUUGUUUACUAUGUCAGUGGGAGGAGCAUAUUGUUUGUUUACUAUGUCAGUGGGAGGAGCAUAUAGUUUGUUUACUAUGUCAGUGGGAGGAGCAUAUAGAUGGUUUCCAGAAUGAUGUAAAUCCCCCCAACAGAAGCAGCUACAAAUCCUCCUCUUACCAUCAGCCUUAACAAGGCUUUUCCUGAAACUGAACCUGACUAUUAGAUAUGAUGGCACUUUUAAAACAUUCUGAUCCGGUCCUAGGUCGGGGUUCCACAUUCUGAUCCGGUCCUAGGCCGGGGUUCCACAUUCUGAUCCGGUCCUAGGCGGGGUUCCACAUUCUGAUCCGGUCCUAGGCCGGGGUUCCACAUUCUGAUCCGGUCCUAGGCCGGGGUUCCACAUUCUGAUCCGGUCCUAGGCCGGGGUUCCACAUUCUGAUCCGGUCCUAGGCCGGGGUUCCACAUUCUGAUCCGGUCCUAGGCUGGGGUUCCACA